CUGCAGCCUGCCUGCCUCGCCCGGCUCCUCCGCGGUGCAACUUCGGCCGGGCAUGCCAAAUGUAUGUCCGGAACAAGAAGUGGCGAUGGUGGCCCAUCAGCAGCCAUGUGUACAAGCCUUCACCCGUUUUGUGAAAACAUGGAAGCAGGAUUGUGGGGCCCAGAGGUGGUGCGUGAGCCAUGAGAGAAGAACUGGCUACUACACCAUCUAUAAGCAAGUGUACAGCAUGGAGCAUCACACUGUCUUUAAGUGUUGUCCUGGCUGGGGCAGGAAAAAGGAUGAUGAACCUGGAUGCCUACAUGCUUUGUGCUCUGUCAGAACUUGCUUCAACGGAGGGAAAUGCUAUGGCGGAACGUCUCAGAUGUGCCAGUGUCCAGAGGGAUUUCAGGGCCUGCGGUGCCAGUAUGACGUAAACGAAUGUGCUGUUGAGAACGGAGGCUGUCAGGGGCAGUGCUGCAAUACAGUUGGCAGCUACUAUUGCAAAUGUCCAGCGGGCCAAAAACUGGCAGAAGACAAGAAAUCCUGUGAAGAUAUCGAUGAAUGUGCAGUAAGAAAUGGAGGUUGCCAGCAGAAUUGUAUUAACACCGCGGGGUCCUACCGCUGUGAAUGUGAUGCAGGAUAUCGACUUCAUACCGAUGGACGCACCUGCAUAAGGAUUGACCCCUGUGCAACCGGAAAUGGCGGUUGCCUACAUAUCUGCCGAAAUGAAAGCGGAGUUGCAAAGUGUGAAUGCUAUUCUGGAUAUCACCUUUCUGCAGAUGGGAAGUCUUGUGCAGAUGUUGAUGAAUGUGCCGAGGGGACAGCCAAGUGUACUCAUCGCUGUGCGAACACUCUGGGAUCCUUUGCCUGCAUUUGCAAUCCUGGCUUUGAGCUUGGGGCGAAUGGAAGGCAAUGUUACCGCAUCGAAAUGGAAAUCGUCAGUAGCUGUGAAGGCAACAAUGGCGGUUGUUCUCAUCGCUGUGAACAUUCAACCAAUGGGCCACUGUGUUCUUGUAACCAAGGAUACAUUUUGGAUUCGGAUGGGAAGACAUGCACAGACUUGGAUGAGUGUGAGACGGGAGAUGCCUGCUGUUCACAGUUCUGCGUCAACUACAUCGGAGGCUACGAAUGCAGCUGCAAGGCCGGAUUCCGGCUUAACCUUGAUGGCUGCGGGUGUGAUGAUGCAGACGAAUGCCUCACUGACACCCAUGGUUGUGACCAGCGCUGCAUCAAUUCCUUGGGUUCCUAUGAAUGUGUGUGUGAGGAGGGGUACCGACUGGGCAUUGACAGACACUCUUGCAUUGCAUCUCUACACUUAUUACUAGAUGGUGAGGAGUUAGAAGAGGAAGAGCUGGAGGAGGCCAACAUUCCCUACCUUCGCUUCAGGAAACUGCCUCAGCUCCUUCAUUUCAGUACAUCACUCGAUUCCUUCUAUGAGGAUCAGGAGCAAGAUGUCCGCGGAGAACUUUCUCUUGAGCAUACAACCGUUUGCCUGGAUAGCACAUUUGGCAGUGACUGCAGCUUAAACUGUUCUGAUUGUAUGAAUGGAGGAAAAUGCAACAGCGAAAACAGCAGCUGUGACUGCCCACCUGGCUGGACUGGCAUUAUCUGUAAUGAAACCUGCUCCGCUGGGACCUACGGGAAAGAUUGUAGCAGCCUCUGCAAGUGUCAGAAUGGAGGUUCCUGUGACCCUGCGACUGGGGAGUGUCGUUGCCCACCAGGAAUUAAUGGAGAGUUUUGUGAAGAUGGUUGUCCCAAAGGACUUUAUGGGAAGCACUGCAACAAGAAAUGUCAUUGUGCUCACAGUGGAUAUUGUCACAGACUGUAUGGAGCUUGUUUGUGUGACCCUGGGUUGUACGGUCGCUUUUGUCAUCUAACUUGUCCCAAAUGGGUCUUUGGAGUAGGAUGCUCAGAAGAAUGCCGGUGCUUAAAAGAGAACACUUUGGAUUGCAAUCCCAGGAAUGGUUCUUGCAUCUGUAAACCAGGUUAUGAGGGAAGCAAGUGUCAGAAAGCGUGUCCUCCUGGUUACCAUGGAAAAAACUGCUUGCUGCAGUGCAGCUGCAAUAGUGAUGCUCCGUGUGACCCCAUCACGGGUGAAUGCAUAUGUCCCCCGGGCUGGAUCGGCCGUGACUGCAAGCAGUGUUGCCCCAGGGGGACGUUCGGCCCCAGCUGUAAGUCCAGCUGUCGAUGCCAGAACGGAGCUGCCUGUGACCCCGUGAGCGGAGCCUGCGAUUGUGCAGCCGGCUGGACAGGGAUCUUUUGUGAGAAAGCUUGUCCAGAUGGCUUUUUCGGGCUCGAGUGUCACCAGGUGUGCGACUGUAAGAAUGCGGCUGCCUGCGAUCACAUCUGUGGAAUGUGCCAUUGCCUCCCUGGCUGGAUGGGGCCCAAGUGUGACCAACCUUGUUUGCCUGGCUUUUAUGGUAGGAACUGCACUGAGCAUUGCAAAUGCCCUCCUGGCACCCCUUGUAACCACGUGACCGGAGAGUGUGGCUGCCCUCCGGGUUUUGUGGGCAGUGGCUGUGAAAGAACUUGUCUGCCAGGCACAUACGGGGAGAACUGUAACCAAGUAUGUCAGUGUUCUGGCAAGAAUGAAGAGUGCCACCACGUCACGGGCCAGUGUGGCUGCUUGCCAGGGUACUACGGAAUCCGCUGCGACCUCAGAUGCCCAGAAGGUACCUACGGUCCAUACUGCAGGACAUCAUGCAAAUGUCUGAAUGGAGGGCGUUGUGAUCCUGUAACCGGAGCUUGCAGUUGUCCUCCUGGCUUCAUCGGAGCUGACUGUGGUCAAACUUGUCCAGAGCAUCACUAUGGGCAGGAUUGCACCUCGUUCUGUUCCUGUGUUAAGGGACACUGUGACCCAGUGACUGGCAAGUGCUACUGUCCUCCUGGCCGAAUUGGACCAAGUUGCAUUCAAGUGUGUCCCCAGGGAAGAUAUGGCCCUUACUGUCAGCUAAAAUGUCUGUGUCAGAAUGGUGGUGCCUGUGAUCCUGUGAACGGGACGUGUACCUGUGGACUUGGCUGGACAGGAAAAUAUUGUGAGAAAGAAUGUACUCCUGGAAAAUAUGGUUCUGGUUGUCAGCUAGAUUGCUCUUGCCAGAAUAAUGGAACCUGUGACAGGUUUACAGGCUGUUGUCAUUGCCCAGAAGGUUAUUAUGGACAUUCCUGUGAACAUACCUGCCCUUCUGGAUUUUAUGGUCUCAAAUGCCUGUAUCCGUGCCAUUGCAAAAAUGGAGCUACCUGUCUUCCAACCACAGGGCAGUGCCUUUGUCUUCCUGGCUUCUAUGGACUACAGUGUGAAAAGGGUUGUGCCAUUGGGUGGUUUGGGGAUAAAUGUCAACACCGGUGUGACUGUGAAGGAUCAGCUCAGUGUGAGCCGGUGACCGGGAAGUGCCUUUGCCUGCCUGGCAGGACUGGGGACCGAUGUGAAAUAGAAUGCAGGCCGAACAGAUAUGGCCCCAACUGUUCUCAGCAGUGCCAGUGUGCCAAUAAAUCCCAGUGCGAUGCUCGCAGUGGGAGAUGCGCUUGUCUCCACAAGUGGAUGGGACCGACUUGUGAAGAAGGUGGCCCUCCGAAGCUUCCGUUUCUGUGA
Molecule: messenger RNA, 3568 nt
Organism: Gekko japonicus
Lineage: Eukaryota; Metazoa; Chordata; Lepidosauria; Squamata; Gekkonidae
Product: multiple epidermal growth factor-like domains protein 6
Exons: 29
Coding region: 53-3568 (1171 amino acids)
Molecular function (GO): calcium ion binding; protein binding
Source: RefSeq, a predicted model, not a curated record